UUCCUUUGAGAAGUACGACGUAAGACUAAAAUAUGAAUGCUCCGGAGCUCUCGUUGGAUGAACCGCAAUACGCAUCCUUCUUUUGCAUCCUGGGAGCCGUGUGCGCCAUUGUCUUUUCAACAUUGGGAGCCGCCUAUGGAACAGCGAAGGCUUCGGUGGGAAUCUCUUCGAUGUCAAUCAAGCAUCCGCAGCUGAUCAUGAAGGCGAUUGUUCCAGUGGUCAUGGCUGGCAUUAUAGCCAUUUAUGGACUGGUGAUUGCGGUCCUGCUUGCUGGAUCCCUCAGCAGCCCCUAUAGCGCCUACAAGGGUUUCCUAAACCUCAGUGCUGGACUGGCGGUGGGAGUCUCUGGGAUGGGAGCUGGUAUUGCUAUUGGUGUGGUGGGUGAAGCUGGAGUUCGUGCAUCUGCCCAGCAGCCAAAACUCUUUGUGGCCAUCAUUCUAAUAUUGAUAUUUGCCGAGGUCUUGGGUCUGUAUGGUCUCAUAGUGGCCAUUUAUUUGUUUUCCAAGUAAAAGGAGUUAUGCCUACCUUAUUAAA
Messenger RNA from Drosophila sechellia, 534 nucleotides. RefSeq names its product Vacuolar H[+] ATPase 16kD subunit 4 (gene Vha16-4). NCBI's taxonomy places the organism in Eukaryota, Metazoa, Arthropoda, Insecta, Diptera, Drosophilidae. Gene Ontology annotation, molecular function: proton-transporting ATPase activity, rotational mechanism. Gene Ontology annotation, cellular component: proton-transporting V-type ATPase, V0 domain. The coding region runs from base 33 to 509 and encodes 158 amino acids. The record is from RefSeq and is a predicted model, not a curated record. The transcript has a single exon. Gene Ontology annotation, biological process: proton transmembrane transport.